Messenger RNA from Acyrthosiphon pisum (pea aphid), 984 nucleotides. RefSeq lists its product as uncharacterized. The record is from RefSeq and is a predicted model, not a curated record. Bases 1 to 984 code for a protein of 327 amino acids. The transcript has 3 exons. NCBI's taxonomy places the organism in Eukaryota, Metazoa, Arthropoda, Insecta, Hemiptera, Aphididae.
AUGUCUGUACUACAAUAUAUAACAAGUCAAAGGGGAAAAAAAUUAUUAGUAUACAAAAAUUAUAUUCAUAGACAGGACAGACGAGAUGAAAAUAAAAUAAUUUGGAGGUGCAAUGGAAAUCAAAAGUGCCUAGGACGGGUCCAUGUAUCAGAAAAUGAUAUUGUAUUGAAAUAUGUAGACCAUAGUCAUUUAUCAGACGUUGCUAAAAUUCAAGCAAAGAAAACAGUCGAAGAAAUAAAAACUCUUGCUAAAGAAAACAGUUUAACAACUCGUGCCAUUCUUGGAGAAGGCUCUUCACAGUUACCUGCUGCAGUAUCAGCCCAACUACCGAACCCGAGAGCUUUAAAAAGAACAAUACAGCGAGUACCCCAAAUUAAACAAAUUGCUCCAGCCAACCCAAAUUCUUUACGUUUCGAAAUACCAGAUUCAUUUAAAAAAACAUUAUGUGGAGAGCAGUUUCUUUUUUUUGACAGUGCUGAUUCCGGAAAUUUUGAAGACCUAAUUUUAAUUUUUUCGACAUGGAAAAAUUUAGAACUUCUAACAUAUUCGAAACACUGGUUUGCUGACGGUAUAUUUUCAUCAUGUCCCAAUUUAUUUUACCAAUUAUAUACGAUACAUACAAUUCAGUUUUCUAAUGUCAUACCGUUGGUAUAUAUUUUGUUACCGGAAAAAAAAGAAAACACUUAUACUACAAUGUUCCGUAAUUUAAAAUUAAUAAAACCAGAUUUAAAUCCAUCUUCAAUUUUGAUUGACUUCGAAAAAGCAGUGAUGAAUUCUAUUAAAACUGAAUUUCCUCAAAAGAAAAUUCAAGGCUGUUUUUUCCAUUCAAGUCAAGCCUUAUGGAGGCAUAUUCAAGAAUAUGGUUUACAAACUCAAUAUUGUAACGACCCUGUAUUUGCUCUGGAGUUGAAGAAAUUGGCUGCUCUCCCUUUCGUUCCAAUAGAAAAGGUAAUAGAAUACUUUGAAGGUCUUUUAGAAAAUUAA